UCAGUGCAGCGGGCUCCUCGAGAGGCCCCGCCCCCUCAGAGAAACCGCCAUCAUGAAAACACAGAACGGAUUGUGAGACGCACUUCGCAUCAUCUGCAGGAUUCACAGGAUAAAGAUGACUGAGGUGGCGGAGGAGGUGAUGGACAGUCCCGUCCAGUCCGAGGAGGAAGUGGAGGAGCAGAAGCUUUCUUCAGAGGGAGGAGACGCUCGGCAGAGUCACUCUGGAGCAGCUGCUGGUGGUGACCUGAUUCAGGGGAAGCGGGUGAAGAAGACAGUGGAGCGGUUGGAUUUUCAGGCACCGAAGCAGCUUGAGAAGCUCCGAGUCGGAGACGGCUGUGGGGAGAAGCUGGGAGAAAUCCCUCGAACCAACUACCAGAUCACCAAAAUGAAGCCAGCAGACCUGAAACCUCUUCACACAGUGCUGUUCGACCGGCCCGGGAAGAUGGCGACCAUAAAGAAGAACCUGCGCCUGUUUAACGGGUUCUCCUUUGACUCUGACAGUGAACAGUUCAACAAGAAACGAGACAAAAUGUUGAAGAGUUCCAACUUUACAAACUCCAAGCUGAAGGUGAUGUGCAGCGUUCUCGAUCUGGAGAAGAAAGGAACUCACUCAGACCUGGUGGACAGGAUCCUCACGUUCCUCACCUCACCCAAGAGCAGUGGCAAGCGGCUCCUCAUCAAGAAGAAGAAGAAGUCCAAGAAGAAGCUCUCCGGGAACGACGCGACACCUCAGGCCAAGAAGAAGAAGAAGAGCAAACCCAAAGCCAGCAGCUCCUCAUCCUCCCCCAAGAAGUCCAAAGCAGGCAACAAAUCCAAGGCCAUUGUCAUGGACUCCAGCAGUGAUGAAGACCAGGACGAGGAGGAGGAGGAGGAGGCCGGGGCGUUGGCUGAAGAGAAACCGUCAGAGAAGGAGGAGAACAGCAGCUCUGAGGAGGAGGAGGAGCAGGAGGAGUCUGAGGAGGAGGCAUCCAAAUCCAAGGGACGAACUUCCAGUGCCUCAAAGAAACAAACUGGAAAGAGACCCCGAACAGCUGGGAAGAAGAGCUCCGCCCCCAGGAAGAGAACCAAGAAGUCCUCCGACCAGUCCUCGUCCCAGUCCAAGUCUGAAUCCGAAUCCCAGUCCGAGUCCGAGUCUGAGUCUGACAACCAGCGCCAGGCUAAGAAGAAGAAGAAGCCUUUAGCUAAAACAAAAAAGGCUGACAGCAGCAGCAACAGCAAGAACACACACACAGCUGAGGACAGCUCUGAUGAAGAUGAGCCUCUCAUCAAGAUGAUAAAGAAAGCUCCAAGUGACGAUCAGCUGAAGGAGACGCUGCAGAACCUCCUGAAGGAGGCCGACCUGGAGGAGAUGACCAUGAAGCAGAUCUGCCAGAGGGUGUUUGAUUUGUAUCCUGACCAUGAUCUGAGCAGCAGGAAAGAUUUCAUCAAACAGACUGUCAGAGCUCUCCUGACAUGAAGGUGUGGCUGAGCAGCAGCGGACAGCAGUGUUGUUUGUUUUUUUUAUUUGUUUGUUUGGUGAAUCUUCUUCAGUUUGCUUGUUUUUAUCUCGGAAGUCAGUUUACAGUUGGUCUUGUUACUCAAUAAAGUUUGGAACUCAA
Molecule: messenger RNA, 1598 nt
Organism: Salarias fasciatus (jewelled blenny)
Lineage: Eukaryota; Metazoa; Chordata; Actinopteri; Blenniiformes; Blenniidae
Product: protein DEK
Exons: 12
Coding region: 116-1456 (446 amino acids)
Biological process (GO): chromatin organization; regulation of double-strand break repair
Cellular component (GO): nucleus
Molecular function (GO): DNA binding; histone binding
Source: RefSeq, a predicted model, not a curated record